UUAGCUAUUGCUUAUACUAGAAGUUCUAAAUCUGGCAACACUGUUAGUUACAGUUCUGUUAUUGACUUGCGUCUUUUUGAUUUUGUGGGAGAAUUUGUGUAUAAAUACUAGUUUUUUGUUAAAUUAAAUUCAAAGUGUCUGUUAGUGAAAUGAUAAUCACCAUGAGUUGAAAUUGAAGAAUUGAGUGAUGAUCAAGUUUUGUGUUUGUUGAUGGAGGCAUGCGAUCACAAAAAUCAAUGGAUACAUUAUCUAACCAAUUCUGACAUAUUUCUUUGUCUAAUCACUACCAAAUUUCCAAUGUUUUACAAAUCAUUCUUUUACAUAUCGCCCAAGAAAUUAUUACUGUUUAUUUAUCUGUGGGAAACCAGGAGUGACCUUUUUUUGUAAGGAAAGACAGAUAACCAAUCACAAUGCAGAAUUACGCCUCAUUACAAGAAACACAUGAUCCAGAUGAACAAGGGAUACUCAUUCAUGAUGCUGAACCCACAAGAUCAAAGUGGAAUCACAUAGAAGAUUUGGAUUCUUUCUUCAGUCGAAUGUACAAAUAUCAUCAAAACCAUGGUUUCUUUUGUAUGUUUUUACAAAGAGUGUUCGAACUCAAUCAAUUCGUGUUUGUUAUUAGCUUAACAACUUAUCUUUUUUAUGGGGUUAAUUAUGCCGUUCUUUUUGGUUAUAUUCCAAGUACACAAAAAGUCACCUUAUCAGAUGUUAUCCUUCCAUUGCAUGAAUGUGUGGAGAAUUUUACUAUUUGGACAUGGUUCUUUCUGAUAAUAGCAUCUUCAGUAUGGAUACUGAAAUUUCUAGUGAGAUGCUAUCAGAUGGUUUAUUAUUGGGAUAUCAAACAAUUUUACAACACUGCCCUCAACGUUCAAGAUUGUGAUUUAGACAACCUAACCUGGCACGAAAUUCAGACGAAAAUCAAAGCUGUGCAGUUGGAGCAAGAAAUGUGUAUACAUAAAAGAGAACUGACUGAACUUGAUAUAUAUCAUCGUAUUCUGAGGCAAGAAAAUUACUUGGUAGCGAUGGUAAACAAACGAUUGUUGCCUCCAAGGGUGAACAUACCUUUCGUUGGAGAAGUUGUUUACUGGACGAAAGCAAUGAAAUUCAAUAUGCAGCUGCUUUUUUUUCGGUCACCUUGGUCACCCUUUGAAAAUUCUUGGCAUCUAAGAGAGGAUUACAAGCGGUUAAACCACAGAAAGGAACUAGCCAAAGAAUUAGGCAGCCGGGUUAUAAUUUUGACCAUAAUAAAUGUCAUUCUUGCUCCUGUCAUAUUUUUCUGGCAAAUUCUAUACACAAUAUUCAGCUACGGAGAGAUGAUAAAGCGGGAACCAGGAAGAAUGGGAGUUCGCACUUGGUCUCUGUAUUCAAAAAUGUACUUGAGGCAUUUCAAUGAGUUGGAACACGAAUUACACGUACGACUUACUAGAGCCUAUCGUCCAGCCUCGAAAUAUUUAGAAGCUUUCAAUAGUCCUGUGGUCACUGAGAUAGCACAACACAUCGGGUUUUUGUGUGGGUCCGUCUUCACUGUCAUAAUAGCAUUAACUAUUUAUGAUGAAGACGUUAUAAGUGUGGAGCACGUAAUCACAUUGAUGACAGGUCUUGGAGGUAUGACGGCAAUUUGUCGAGCACUCAUCCCAGAUGAAACUACCAUUUGGUGUCCUGAAUAUCUUCUCCAGUGUGUUGUCUUGCAUACGCAUUAUCUACCAUCCGGCUGGAGAGGUCAAGCACACACAUCGACAAUAAGAGAGGAGUUCCAGCAACUUUUUCAGAUGCGAGUGGUAGGUCUCCUCGAAGAGCUGUUUUCGCCGCUAUUAACACCAUAUUUCAUGUAUCGAUGGAUUUAUCCUAGAUCACAGGAAAUAGUUGACUUUUUCCGUAACUUCACGGUCUCAGUAGUAGGAGUUGGAGACGUCUGUAGCUUUGCACAAAUGGACGUAAAGAAGCACGGAAAUCCAGAAUGGCAAAAAGAAUCGCUAUUCGAAGAUGAAGAAGCACCAAAGACUUCAAAUCAAUAUACCCAGGCGGAGAAUGGAAAGAUCGAGCUGUCUUUGAUGCACUUCACAACUACAAAUCCAUCAUGGGUUCCUCCACCGGACGCACAGGUAUUUGUACAUUCUGUUCAAGAAGAAUAUGAUCUUUCAGACGACUCCGAUCCUCAGUUCUUCAAAAGUUAUGCCAACCUGUUGGACACUGGAUCUCUGCCAGACAUGGAAGUACGAUCCACUAGAACCAAAUCGGUGUUUAUACCAGACCCGUUACGUGGUGGUAGUACGUCAGACAUACGAAAAUCUGUGCGGAUGGCAGAAGGACCUAGCGUGCUGGGUCCAAUAAAUAUGCGAAGUAGUGCAAUAGUUUUACAUGACAGAUUCUAUCAGCAAAGUUUAAGACAAACUCAAUCUUUCGCAGAAACAACGCCUUUAUUGACUCCAAAAACCCAGUGAAGCUUUCUAAUUUUGUCUGAGUUUUGUUAUUGUCAAAUUCAUGGUUGAUUCAUUUUAUAGAGAUAAUUGUGGACUUGGACUGUUUUUUGGUAACGUUGCUUGACAGAUCUCUUUAUGUGCAAUGCCAUAAAUUUAAGAAAAAGUGUAUGUGUGUAAAUAGGCAAAUAAAUUGUGUUCACCCAAAGAAAA
Messenger RNA from Leptinotarsa decemlineata (Colorado potato beetle), 2630 nucleotides. RefSeq names its product autophagy-related protein 9 (gene Atg9). The record is from RefSeq and is a predicted model, not a curated record. NCBI's taxonomy places the organism in Eukaryota, Metazoa, Arthropoda, Insecta, Coleoptera, Chrysomelidae. Gene Ontology annotation, cellular component: autophagosome; phagophore assembly site. Gene Ontology annotation, biological process: piecemeal microautophagy of the nucleus; autophagy of mitochondrion; protein localization to phagophore assembly site.